This is a messenger RNA of Paramecium primaurelia, 1613 nucleotides long. NCBI's taxonomy places the organism in Eukaryota, Ciliophora, Oligohymenophorea, Peniculida, Parameciidae. The record is from the annotation of a GenBank genome assembly.
AUGGGUUGUGUAGGCACAAAAUCAGGCAAACCAGAGAGCAAAUUGAACUCACCUCAAAAUCGAAAUUCAAAUCAAGCUGCUUAGAGUAUAAAUCUUGUUUCUGCUCCUUCAAUUUAAGAGACUGAAAAAAUAGAAACAGAUUAUAUUUUCCAUGCAUUAGAUCCAUUAGUUAGUAAAUGUUUUUAAGUAACAAUGUUAGCAUCAAGAAAUUAUAUAAAAAAGAUUGUUUCUAAGAGCAACAAUGCAUCUAGAAUUGCAAAGGUUUUUAAUUGCUAAACUCUUACUGUGUAAGAGAAGUAAGAACUGGAAAGAAAUAUCAAUUAAUUAAUGCAAAUUGUAAGACCUAUUAUCUUAUGAAAGAAACAUUUGAAUUUGAUAAAUACUUUAUCUUACUAUUUUAAUGAUAAUCGUUUGUAUUUGGUAUAAGAAUUUUGUGACGGUGGAAAUCUACUCUCUUAAUUAGAUAAGUUUAGUUAGUUGUAACAAUAUACAAUGAUAGAUGUAUUCUGUCAGAUUAUGGCAGGAUUACAGUAUUUACAUAAUUAAGGGAUGGUCCAUGGGUAUUAUUAGAAAUUCUUAAAUUUAGGAAUAUCCAAUUAGAUAGUAUAGUAUUUACUAAUAAAUCUAUGGAAAAUAUAAAGCUAAUAGAUUUUGGUAUAUCAAAUUAAAUGAAAAGUUUAUGUAUGUCAUGGAAACCAAGUGGUAGUAUCUAAGAAAUAUCUUUUAAACCGCCAGAAGUUUUUAAAUAAACAACUAUUAACAGUCCUUUAACAUAGAAGGCAGAUAUUUGGUCAAGUGGAUGUUUACUUUAUUUUUUUCUUACUUCUCAUAUGCCAUUUUAAGGUCGUGAUGCUUAGGCUAUAAAAACUGCUAUAUAAAGAGGUGUAGUUAAUUUUGAUGGAUCAGAAUGGGUUAAUAUUAAUCCUGAAAUGAAACAAUUAGUUUCUAAAAUGCUUAGUUCAAAUCCUUAAUUGAGACCUACAGCUACAGAAGUGAUUAAUCAUCCAAUAUUUUUAAAUAGAACUCGUAUAGUAACAAAACCUAAUAAAUAAUUGUCAAAACAUAUGAAAGAUUUUAAAGUAUAUAUAUAUUUAAAUUAGUAAUAAUCUCAAAUGUAAAAUGCUAUGUUAAAUUAUAUUGCUGAAAAUAUGAUGUCUGAAUAAGAUAAGAAAAAAUUAAUGGAUGAAUUCUAAAAAUUUGAUUUAAAUAAAGAUGGAUAGUUAACUAAAGAGGAACUACUUAAAGUUUAUAGUACAAUGUUUUCAUCUGAUUAAGCUGUUUAGGAAGUUAAUACUAUUUUUGCUAAAAUUGAUUAGAAUGGUAGUGGUAGAAUUGAUUACUAAGGUAUAUAUUUAUUAAUUAUCAAAAUAGAAUUUAUCAUAGCAACUAUAGAUUAAAAGAAAUAUUUUAAUAGAGAAAAAUUAUUGUUGUUAUUUCAAUAGAUAGAUAGGGAUCAUAGUGGAUAGUUAAGUAAAUAGGAAGUUAAGAAAUUAUUGAGAGAUAUGCAAAUUCCAAAAGAGAAAUUAGAUAAUUUAUCAAAAUAAUUAGAUUAAAAUGGAGAUGGUUAAAUUACUUAAGAAGAAUUUUUAUAGAUAAUGCUGCAAUUAUCUUGA